Messenger RNA from Chanos chanos (milkfish), 1425 nucleotides. Its product is annotated as clusterin-like protein 1. Gene Ontology annotation, cellular component: nucleus. The transcript has 8 exons. NCBI's taxonomy places the organism in Eukaryota, Metazoa, Chordata, Actinopteri, Gonorynchiformes, Chanidae. Gene Ontology annotation, molecular function: misfolded protein binding. The record is from RefSeq and is a predicted model, not a curated record. The coding region runs from base 1 to 1425 and encodes 474 amino acids.
AUGGCAUUUGUGUUGUUAAACAGUUUUAUGGGGUCUGCAGCAGGUAAAAAGGUUGACGAUAACGACGAUGAAGUAUUGUCUGCAAAAGGACAACAGUAUGUGGAUGAAGAGAUUAAGAGAGCGCUGUUUGGAGUGAAACAUAUGAAAGAAGUGAUGGACAGAGAAGAGAAUAAACAUGAACAACUCAUUAAGACUCUAAAAACCAGCUAUGAGAAGAAAAUGGGUGUAGAGCAACUGGUCCAGGAGGCGGAGCAGAAGCUGCUGGAGGCGGAGCAGGACUGCCAUGAUAGGCUGAGGCCAAUGUGGGAGGAGUGUCGACUAUGUCUGGAAGACAGGUGUAGGAUAUUCUACACGUCUACAUGCCGACGGAGCUAUACAGCCUUCACUGUACAGGUUGAGGAGAUGUUCCGAAGAAUGGCAUCCCAAUUGGAUCAAAAUCAAGACCUGGUCUUCAACCAGAACCUGGACAUCCUGACUGAAAAUCAGAACAAGACCCAACAGUACCAAGAGACAGAAAAACACGACCAAAUCCAGAAGUCUAACCAGACCCAUACCAUAGCUGGCCCCGGUCCCUCUGGUCUAGACCAGGACCUGGUUUGGGUAAAGACCUCUUUUGGCCGUAUCCAGGUAGCAGUUGAUUCUCUUUACGCCGACAGUCUGGCUCUGGUCUCAGCCAUGAGGAGAGAGCUUGGUCCAGCUUUUUACGCUGCAUUUACUACAGAGGUCCAGCCAGGACCCCCACUGCUUGCCGGCAUUGCCCAGACAGGAGCCCCCCAAGAGGGCAUGGACCUGAGCAGAGCCCUGGGUUCAUUUGUGGAGUUGGGCCGCAGUGUCUUACAUGAGGUCAGCUCAGCGAUAACGGAAGUGUUUGAUGAAGAUGAAGAAAGCAUAGGAGAAGGGCCAACACAGAGAGGUUCAGGCUGGUUGCCUGCCUGGGCGUUUCCAAGCAAACAGCUGUGCAGACAUCUGCGCAGACAGGCGUCUGAGUGCAGACAGCUGAAGAGUCAGUGUGAGAACUGCCAGGAAGCCCUACUCACAGAGUGUCCCACAGUACCUCAAUUUUACACAGAGCUGGGUGAGAUCACCCUGCUGAUGAACGAAUCUCGUCGGCAGUAUGAGGAGUUUCUGCAGGUCAUUCAUACGUACACCGAGGACACACGCCGCUGGGCAGAGAGCGCGAUGGGCAAACAUGCAUGGAUCACACACAUCGCCGACGGAUCUACUCCACCACACAUCUUCAGUCUGAUCAAGGUGGUUCUUGGCAAUACGGGUGCGACGGUGGAGGUAUCAGUGCUGGACUCUCCUGUCCUAUCCGUCACUGUGCCGGCUGGCCUGGAGGAGUCUGAACCGGCUUUCAUCCAGUACAUUGCUCAAGAGGCUCUGCUGGCAUACAAACAAACACUGUCCAGCUCUACUCUCAGGUGA